AUGGAGCUAAAUCAAGGAUAUCAACUCGGAGUCGACGUGGGCGGUACCUUUACCGAUGUCUGCGUCUUCACUCCCCAUGGCCAGACGGUCAGAGCCAAAGUGCCGACCACGGUGCAAGACCAGAGUAUUGGCAUCCAACAGGGCAUCGAAAAGGUUCGCCGUCUUCUGCUGAAACAGUUUGGCUGGAAGGGUCGCUUCCAAUUCAUCCACCACGGCACCACCACCGCCACGAAUGCCCUGCUGGAAGGGAAAGGAGCCCGCACUGCGCUCGUCGUCACUGCCGGCCAUAAGGAUAUUCUGGCCCUGCGCCGGUCUCAAAUCCCCGGUGGCCUCGGGGCGUGGUUGUACUAUACGCCUCCAGAGCCGGUUGUCCCUCUCGAACGUGUCGUCCAGUGCACCGAGCGCAUGUCUGUCAAUGGCGAGCAGGUCACGCCCGUUGAUGUUGAAUCGCUGCGACAGAGUUUGAAGAAGCUGGCCCAACAGCACCCUGAAGCUGUGGCGAUCUCUCUGCUCAACUCACAUGCGAACCCCGCCCAUGAGGAGGUUGUUGCACAAGUGACACGCGAAGAGUUGGGGUCUGAUGUCGCCAUCAUCCGUUCAGGCGAUGUGCUGAGAGAGGUUGGGGAAUACGAAAGAACAGUCACAACGUGCGCCAAUGCAGUGGUCCAGCCGGUGGUCCAGAAAUACCUCAGCAAUUUGUCUCACACAUUGGCCGAAGACAGUGAUACUAUCCGAAUCCUUAAGAGCGAUGGCGGACUGACCAGUGUCCAUCUCGCUGGCGAACUGCCCGUCAACAUCCUCAUGUCCGGACCAGCAGGAGGAGCUAAAGGCGUCGCUGAUGCAGUCGCUCGCAGCACGCCAUACAAGAACCUCAUCACUCUCGACAUGGGCGGCACAUCUACAGACUGUGCGUUGAUCUACGAAGGAAAGCCCCGACUACGACGAGAAACAGUGGUCGACCAGCUCUCGGUUCGCUCGCCAGCCGUGGAUAUCAAGACCGUCGGGGCUGGCGGUGGUUCGAUUGCCACGUACAUGGAACUGACGGAAACCCUUCGCGUCGGCCCCGAAAGCGCUGGAGCAACGCCAGGACCAGCGUGUUACGGAAAGGGAGGACAGCAGGCAACUGUUACCGAUGCGCAUCUCGCAUUGGGAUAUCUCCCUCAGACACUGCUGGGUGGUGACUUUGCACUCGAUGUCGAGGCAGCAAAGACAGCCAUCCAGGCUCUCGCAUCGCAAAUGCAGCUGCCCAUCACCCAGACAGCGGAGAACAUCAUCGACAUCAUCAACGAGACCAUCUACGGUGCUGUACGGCUUGUCUCUGUGGAACAAGGAUACGAUCCCCGCGAGUUUGCCCUGGUGGCUUUUGGCGGCGCUGGACCACUGCAUGCCAAUGCUGUUGGAAAGCUGCUCGGCGCAUGGCCAGUCAUUUUGCCUCCAUCUCCAGGUAUCCUGUGCGCCCAGGGCGAUGUCACAACGAAACUGCGCCAUGAACAGUCAGCUUCAUUCAUUCGGACAGCAUCUCGAACAUCAUCGGCAGAAGUGCGCGAGCAGUUCAAUCAUCUGGAAACGGCGUGUCGCGACAUCAUGAACACAUCAUGCAGCGAUUCAUCUUCUACUUGGAACGCCACAUACCAGGCCGACCUGCGAUACAAAGGACAGGCAUUGACCAUCACCAUCGACGUGACCGCAGAUGAGCUGCUUCUUGACACCGAGGCUUGGAACCGGAUGCUCCGCCACAAGUUCGAUGCGCAGCAUCAGCAGCAAUUCACGUACUGUCUGCCCAACUUUGACCUGGAGUUAAUGAGACUUGGUGUCGUCUUGGAGGAUGCAUCUCCGGAUGUGGCCAUUCCGCAGGUGAAGAAGGCGACCCCAGCCAGUCCACCAGCCGAGGCGAUGAUCAACAAGCAGACAAUCACCAUCGAAGGCCAGGAAAGAGAGGCCAUUCUGUGGGAUCGACAAGGAAUCAGCCAGGAGGGAGUUCGCGUGGUCGGACCCUGCAUUGUCAGUGAAAUGGACAGCAACACGCUGAUUCUGCCUGGAUACUAUGGCGAGAUCGACAACAUUGGGAAUAUCAUCAUCCAACCCGUUGAGCAGCAGCCAUCUGUCUCGACCCAGCACACUCCCGACUCAGCAGCCCUUCUCGUCCGUCGCAACCCGCUGAUUCCGACCUUGAUCUCUGCAGCAUUGGCGUCUAUCCGAGGAGAAAUGGAUAAACUGAUGCUGCGAUGCAGUAUGUCGCCUGCAAUUCGCGAACAGCAAGACGAGUUCAACGUCAUCACCAACGCCCAAGGCCAAAUGCUGGUCGGUCAAUUCGGCAGCUUCAUCACUCAGUUCCUGGGCGUUUGGACUGGUACCAUCGAGGAGGGGGACGUGUUCAUCACCAACGACACUUACCUGGUCCAGGGCGCUGUCACGCAUCUGAACGAUAUCAUCGUGCUUCUUCCCAUCUUCUACGACCACAAAUUAAUCGGUUGGGCUUCUCAAUUCGGCCAUUUGACCGAUGUUGGUGGAAUGGUACCUGAAAGCAUGUCGAUCAACGCAACUUCUAUCUUCGACGAAGGAGUGCAGGUUCCCAUCAUCAAGCUCUACUCACAAGGCGUCAUGAAUCACGAUCUGGUCGAUCUUCUCUGUCGCAACUCCCGUCAGCCUGCCUGGUAUCGCUCUGAUCUGACUGCCAUCGUGGCUGCGUGCCGCAUGGCCGCCCGACGUAUCGAUGAGCUGGCCACUCGUUUUGGCUGCGAGGUCUACCUGGCGUCCUGCGCAGAGCUGCUACAUCGCAACCGCACUGCCAUGGCCAAGAUUAUCGAGCGCGAUUUUGACGAUCAAAAGAGCACCUUCACCGAUUACGUUGACGACGACGGACACGGCAACGGACCGUGGGAGCUGACCUGCUCGAUGCAAAAGACCGCUGGCAACCGGCUACUCUUCGACUGGAGCGGAUCCGCACCGCAGAGCGAGCACAGCAUCAACUUCUUUCUCUCCGAGACCAUGUUCAAGAUGUUUGUCGGUUAUUAUCUGAUCGCUGCUGCCGCACCGGGAACAGUCAUCAACGACGGCUUCCACGAUCUCAUCGACGUCGAUAUCCCCGAAGGCAGCGUUCUCAAACCGGUCCGACCGGCGCCCAUCUCGUGUCGGACCCAUUUACUCGGUCGCUCGAUGGAUGUUCUCCAAGCGCUGAUCGGCCAGAAGAAGGACGUCUACCAAGCUGCUGCCGGUUUCAGCGACUCGCCGCAUUUCUUCUAUUCCGGCUUCAAGCCCGACGGCGAGUGGUAUCAACUGUAUCAGAUCGGAUUUGGGGGCGUCCCUGCAAGAAUGGCCGGUGACGGACCCGACUGCCACUGCUUAUUCCCCGCCAUCAAAUCCAUCCCUGCUGAGAGUAUCGAAUUGAACUAUCCGUUGCGGAUCGAAGCCAACGAGACCGUGGCCGACAGUGGCGGGCCGGGCUUCUACCGGGGCGGCAAUGCGCAACGAACGCUCUAUCGCUUCCUGGCUCGCGGGGAAUUCAGUCUUCACGACGAUCGAUGGUUCACCAAGCCCUGGGGACUCAACGGAGGAAAGCCCGGUCAACGCUCGCGCAAGAUCCUGUAUCGCGACUCGAUCCCUGCAGCGAAACGGCCUGCCCCGGAGAUCCUUCCCUCGAAAUGCGAUCAUAUUCGCGUGCAGCCCGGCGAUCUGCUCGAAUGGGUGACCUGGGGCGGUGGUGGACUGGGAGAUCCCUUGACACGGGCAGCAGAAAAAGUGGCACUCGAGGUGCGUCGCCAGCUGGUGACGGUGCAAGGGGCACGCGAGGGAUAUGGAGUGGUGGUCGACCCGCAGGCGUUGACAGUCAGGCAGGAGGAAACCGAGGCACUGCGAAACCGGUUACGGGCCGUCCGGGACUCGGUGGAUUCGUCCAGCAUCUCGUAUGACCGUGGGGGGGACCUGCGGGCCUUGCGAGAUGCCUGUCUGGAGGAGACGGGCCUGGCAGCACCAACGCCGUUGUGGGAGAUGGAGCCCUAUGGACCCCAUGUGGGACUGGAAUAUGUGCAACAGUGGUUUGACAGUCGACGACGAGAUGCGGGAUGGGGGUGGGUUUGA
This is a messenger RNA of Aspergillus wentii DTO 134E9, 4077 nucleotides long. RefSeq lists its product as uncharacterized. Gene Ontology annotation, biological process: glutathione metabolic process. The transcript has a single exon. Lineage: Eukaryota; Fungi; Ascomycota; Eurotiomycetes; Eurotiales; Aspergillaceae. The record is from RefSeq and is a predicted model, not a curated record. Gene Ontology annotation, cellular component: cytosol. Gene Ontology annotation, molecular function: 5-oxoprolinase (ATP-hydrolyzing) activity. Bases 1 to 4077 code for a protein of 1358 amino acids.